AUGCAUAUUAUAAACAGCACGGUUUUGGUCUUGGUUUACGUCAUAGUCUUCUGUCUGAGCUUGUCGGGCAACACGGUGGUGAUCUUCGUGGUGAGCUGCAUGGAGAACCGCAGGACAUCUACUGACGUUUACCUGAUGCACCUGGCCAUCGCCGACCUGUUCUUUGCCUUGACUCUCCCAUUCUGGGCUGCUUACCUUCACGCCGGCCACUGGAUAUUCGGCACAAUUAUGUGCAAACUGAUUUCAGGCUUGCAGGAAGCCACAUUUUACUGCUGUGUCUUCCUGCUGGCAUGCAUUAGUGUUGAUCGCUACCUGGCCAUCGUGAAAGCAACCCAAUUCCUCACCCAAAAACGCCAUCUGGUUGGUAUAGUGUGUGCGUUGAUGUGGCUAUGUGCCUUUUUGUAGUCCCUGCCCAUUAUGGUGAAUCGCGAGGCAUUUAAGUCUGGAUAUAUGGAGGAGUAUAUAUGCCAUGACAAUUUGACCGAAAAAAGCAUCGAUAGCUGGAGGAUGAGUUUGCGGAUUCUCCACCACACUUUAGGAUUCUUCCUGCCAUUAGCCGUCAUGAUGUUCUGCUAUGGUUUCACCAUGUGCACGCUUUGCCGCACACGCAACAGCCAAAAGCAGAAGGCCAUGCAGGUCAUGUGCGUCAUGUUGGCUUUUAUCAUCUGCUGGCUGCCCAAUAAUAUCUUAGAGUUCAUAGACACCCUGAUGCGAGGCGGCCUGGUGAUGGAAAUGUGUGAGCUGAGGUACAGCAUAGAUGUGGCCUUGUACAUCACACAGGCAAUGGCUUUCUCUCACUGUGCAAUAAACCCUAUCCUGUAUGCCUUUAUUCGGAAGAAAUUCCACAACCAGCUUCUGACGUCUCUCUUUAAGAAAGGCCUGUUGUGGAGAGAAAUGCUGUUGAAAUAUUGA
Sinocyclocheilus rhinocerous is the source of this 912-nucleotide messenger RNA. Its product is annotated as C-X-C chemokine receptor type 2-like. The record is from RefSeq and is a predicted model, not a curated record. Gene Ontology annotation, cellular component: membrane; external side of plasma membrane. Gene Ontology annotation, molecular function: C-C chemokine binding; C-C chemokine receptor activity; C-X-C chemokine receptor activity. NCBI's taxonomy places the organism in Eukaryota, Metazoa, Chordata, Actinopteri, Cypriniformes, Cyprinidae. Gene Ontology annotation, biological process: G protein-coupled receptor signaling pathway; calcium-mediated signaling; positive regulation of cytosolic calcium ion concentration. The transcript has a single exon.